Procambarus clarkii (red swamp crayfish) is the source of this 2028-nucleotide messenger RNA. RefSeq lists its product as uncharacterized. The record is from RefSeq and is a predicted model, not a curated record. Gene Ontology annotation, biological process: carbohydrate metabolic process. Gene Ontology annotation, molecular function: polysaccharide binding; hydrolase activity, hydrolyzing O-glycosyl compounds. NCBI's taxonomy places the organism in Eukaryota, Metazoa, Arthropoda, Malacostraca, Decapoda, Cambaridae.
GGUCGGGCAUAUCAGCGGAGGGCCGUGGAAGGUGGGGGGUCGGGUAUAUCAGUGGAAGGCGUCCGUUCUCCCUCGCCACAGUGUCUCCUGCCGCAGCCAUGACCGGAGCGCUCACCAGGACCUUCCUGCUGGGGGUCGCCGCCCUCCUCCACACAGGUGUGGUGGGUCAGGCGAGCGAGAUGUGUCCCUGCUUCUCCAUCAGGAGUGAGUGGGAUGGGAACUACGACGCCGACUUCUCCGUCAAGGCCACCACCAGGUUCACGGGCCUCAUCGUCCAUCUCACCUUCGACAACCCCGUCGAUUCUCUCAACUACUGGCAGGGGACGGUGGAGAAGGUGGACAGUACCCACUUCACGCUCACCAACCAGAUUUUCUCCGCCGUGCCAAACGACGACGUCACGUUUGGCAUCGAAGUCCACUUCACGGGCACCAAACCCAUCAUCACCGGCGUCAUUAUGAACGGAGAUGAUGUCUGUGAUGGCGUCGGUGACUGGACGACGCCGCACGCCCUAGACAACCCUUGCGACGCCACGGGCAUGACCCCAUACGACUACAGCCAGGUACUGUGCAUGUCAUACGUUUUCUAUGAGGCUCAGCGCUCGGGUAAGCUGCCCGCUGAUCAGAGAGUUACCUGGAGGGGAGACUCUGCCCUCGACGACGGCUCUGAUGUGGGCCACGACCUCAGUGGCGGAUACUAUGAUGCCGGGGACCACGUCAAGUUCGGCUUCCCCAUGGCCUACACCGCCACCGUCCUCGCCUGGGGACUCCUCGACUUCGAAAAAGGACAUGAGCUCGCAGACCAAGUGGAGUACGGUCGAGCGGCUGUCAAAUGGGCCGCGGACUACUUCAUCAAAGCCCACACCGCCCAUUAUGAGUUCUAUGGACAGGUGGGAGAAGGGAACUUGGACCACGGCUACUGGGGCCGACCUGAGGAAAUGACCAUGGACAGACCGUCUUACAAGAUUGACAGCGGCGCCCCAGGGUCGGACUUGGCUGCUGAGACCGCCGCCGCCCUGGCAGCAGCCUCCAUCAUCUUCAAGGACGUGGACAGCGCCUACGCCAGCAAGGUGCUCUCCGUGGCCGAGGAGCUGUACGCCUUCGCUGAUGAGGACCGGGAAGUCUACAGCAACUCCAUCACGGAUGCUGCCGCGUUUUACAGGUCGUGGAGCGGCUACGGUGACGAGCUGUGCUGGGGAGCUCUGUGGCUCUACAGAGCUACGGGAGACGACACCUACCUGACGAAGGCCAGAGCGGCCUGGGAGGAGUUCGACCUUGGGACGGACGCCGUUCAGUUCUCCUGGGACGACAAGAAGGCUGGAGUCUAUGCACUCUACUCCCAGAUCGACCCGGCCACGGCUGAGUACAAGACGGCCCUGGAGACCUUCCUCAGCUACGUCAUGAAUGACGCACCCACCACCCCACAGGGCAUGGUGUUCCUUGACACCUGGGGUGCCAACCGCCACGCUGCCAACGUCGCCUUUAUUGCUCUCUAUGCAGCGCAGUACGUCGACCAGGCCAACAGCGCCCAAUACCGCCAGUUUGCGCAGAAGCAGAUCGACCUGCUUCUGGGAGACGCCGGCCAUUCCUUCGUCGUCGGCUACGGUGUAGACUCGCCCCAGAGGCCACACCAUCGCUCCAGCUCCUGCCCGUGGCCCCCAGCCUCCUGCACCGACGGCUGGGCCCAGCAACAGCCGGGACCCAACCCCCACGUCCUCUACGGCGCCCUCGUCGGCGGCCCGGCUGAGGACGGCACCUACUCGGACGACCGCAACGACUACGUCCACAACGAGGUCGCGUGCGACUACAACGCCGCCUUCACAGGAGCGCUGGCGGCCCUGGUCGAGCUCAGCUAGACCAGGUGCUGAAGGACAGGCGACCUACCCAGCGGCAUACAUACAAGAACAUACAAAGUCAUACGUGCACAAGAACACAUACCCAUGACGAACUAGAGGGAGGAAGCACUGAAGACCAUCUCUCUCUCUCUCUCUCUCUCUCUCUCUCUCUCUCUCUCUCUCUCUCUCUCUCUCU